CCGGACCAUGACGCUGCCCCUCCUGCUCUGGGCCGUGCUGCUGCUGCUCGACACAGUCCCCGGGCCGGGCCCCCGGCCGGCAGCAGCCGGGCGCUCAGGGCCCUCUCCUGCAGGUGCCGGGGGGAGCUGCUCCCACCGCUGUGGAGACCAGGAUGGGCUGUGCUCCUGCCACCCGACCUGCUCCGGCCUGAGCUCCUGCUGCUUGGACUUUUGGGACUUCUGCCUAGAAGUCUCACCCUACUCGGGCUCCAUGAUGGGCGGCAAGGACUUCGUAGUGCAGCAUCUCAGCUGGUUCAACCCCACCGAUGGCGUGAUCUGCAGGUUUAAGGAGAGCAUCCAGACCCUCGGGCAUGUGGACUCCUCUGGACGUGUGCACUGUGUGUCCCCCUUGCUCUAUGAGACGGGCCGCAUCCCCUUCACACUCUCCAUGGACAAUGGUCGCUCCUUUCCGCGCUCGGGGACCUGGCUAGCCGUGCACCCCAGCAAGGUGUCGGAGACGGAGAAGAGCGAGCUGGUGAACGAGACCCACUGGCAGUACUAUGGCACCACUGGCGUCACGGGCAACCUCACCGUGACCUGGGAGCCCUCGGCUCUGUCCACGCAGUCUGUCACCAUCGAGCUCUGGGGUUAUGAGGAGACAGGGAAGCCCUAUUCAGAUAAGUGGGCAGCAAAGUGGUCGUACCUGUACCCCCUGGCCACAAGCAUCCCCAACUCUGGCUUCUUCACCUUCACUCCGAAACCCGCACCUCCGACCUACCGGAAAUGGGAAGUGGGUGCACUUCGGAUCAUCAACAGCAAAUACUACGCAGGGGAGAAGGACGUGCAGGCGCUCUGGAGCAGCGAGCACGCGCUGGCCUGGCACCUGGGUGAGGACUUCCGGGCGGACCCUGAGGCCUGGGCCCGGGCCCAGUGCCUGGCCUGGGAAGAGCUGGAGGACCAACUGCCCAACUUCCUGCAGGAGCUGCCUGACUGCCCCUGCACCCUGGCUCAGGCCCGGGCUGACUCGGGCCGCUUCCACACGGACUAUGGCUGUGACAUUGAGCGUGGCAGCGUGUGCACCUACCACCCCGGGGCUGUGCACUGUGUGCGCUCCGUGCAAGCCAGCCCCCAGUACGCCUCCGGCCAGCAGUGCUGCUACACAGAGGCCGGCACGCUGCUCCUGACGGCCGACUCAACCGGGGGCAGCACCCCGGACCGCGGCCACGACUGGGGCGCGCCCCCGUUCCGCACACCGCCCCGCGUGCCUGGCCUCUCGCAUUGGCUCUACGAUGUCGUCAGCUUCUACCACUGCUGCCUCUGGGCGCCCGAGUGCUCCCGGUACAUGCGGCGGCGGCCCUCCAGUGACUGUCGCAACUACCGGCCGUCGCGCCUAGCCUCCGCUUUUGGGGACCCACACUUUGUCACCUUCGACGGUGCCAACUUCUCGUUCAAUGGGCGUGGCGAGUACGUGCUGCUGGAGGCCACGCUGACCAACUUGAGGGUGCAGGGGCGGGCCCAGCCCCGGACGACUUCGGAGGGCCCGCAGGACCGGGGCACGGGGCUGGUGGCCGUGGCUGUGCAGGAGGGCAACUCCGACGUGGUGGAGGUCCGGCUGACUGGCGAGGGGCGGGUCCUGCAGGUGCUGCUGAACCAGGAGGUGCUCAGAUUCACGGAGCAGAGCUGGAUGGACCUGAAGGGUAUGUUCCUGUCCGUAGCUGCCCAAGACAGCGUAUCCAUCAUGCUGUCAUCAGGUGCUGGCCUGGAGGUCAGCAUCCAGGGUCCAUUCCUGAGUGUGACUGUCCUCCUGCCUGAGAAGUUCCUUACCCACACACAAGGCCUUCUCGGGACACUGAAUGAUGACCCCACCGAUGACUUCACCCUGCGCAAUGGGAAGGUCUUGCCCCACAAGGCCACCUCCCGUGAGCUCUUCCACUUUGGGGCCGACUGGGCCGUGGAGAAUGCCUCAUCUCUGCUCACCUAUGACUCCUGGUUCCUGGUCAACAACUUCCUGUAUCAGUCCAAGCAUGACUACAGCUUUCAGCCCCUGUUCCCCGAGGAGACCGUCCCCGACCCCAGUCAGGCCGCUGAGGCAGCUGAAUUGUGUGGAGACAACGAUUUCUGCAUGUUCGACGUGAUGGCCACUGGGAACCUGAGUGUGGGCAAUGCUACGCGGAUGGCCCACCAGUGGCACCAGCAUCGCGUGCAGAGCCUGCAGCCUGUGACGUCCUGCGGCUGGCUGGCUCCGCCCCCCAAUGGGCGCAAGGAGGGUAUCAGGUACCUGUCGGGCUCCACCGUCUCCUUCCACUGCGACAGCAGCUACAGCCUGUUUGGGGCGGAGGCCAGCACCUGCCAGGCUGAUGGCACCUGGUCCAGGCCCACCCCCAUGUGCCAGCCAGCGCGGAGCUACACGGUGCUGCUGAGCAUCAUCUUCGGAGGCCUGGCAGUGGUGGCUCUGGUCGCGCUCAUCUAUGUGCUGCUGCGUCACAGGAAGCGCAACGUGGCCAGCUGGGGUUCGCAGCCCUGAAGGGAGCGCCUUUGGCCAACAGCAAGAGGCACACGGGGCCACCCCGGAGAACAUGCACCCUGACACUUCGAUCCCCAAAUCCCUAGCACCAUUUACUGGGACCUGGACACCUGAUAACCUGAGCCUUUAAUGUCCGUGCACCCCAGACCUGGUGCCCUGCUCUGUCUCCUCAGACCUGGACCACCUGGCUCUAGCCGUGCAGCUCCCGAGAGGCAUCUGGUCCUCUAGUUCCUGUGUAGUCUCAGCUCCAAUUCCCCAGACUCCAUGCCCGUGAAUUCUAACGCCUCUCUCCGGAGACCCCAACACUCGGGGGCACCUGAAACGCAAAUGCUAUACCUCAGAUCCCGUGUCGGAUACCUGCGAGCCUGAUCCACUGGUCCCCAGUGCCCCAGCACGGGAGCCCGAACACCCAGCUGCCUCGAUUGCCGGACUUGGCCCGGCCUGAGUGGGAGAGGCCUCCGGACCCCAGCGUGGAGGGUCACUCUCUGAGCUCCAGGCUUGUAAUUCUAACCCUGCUGGAAUGUCACUUCUCUAACUCUACUGGAAUGGCACUUCUAACUAACUCUACUGGAAUGGCACUUGAAAUACCCUUCCUUGUCCACCCAGAGAAAACAAGCCCGUGGUGCCCCCUCCCUGGUGUCCGGUGCUCAUGCUACACUUCGGUUCUGGAGAGUUCCAUGGUUGCCUUGUGGGGCCAGCAGCACCCAGAGCAAUCUUAGUCCACUGGCAGGCCACCUGGGGUGGGUCCCUCCCUAGCUUGUCUCCACUGAAAAGUGGGAUCGAGAAUGGUGUCCACUUCGUGGGGCAAGUGUCUGCAAAGGGUUCAGGUGGAGUGUCCUGUUGGGCGCCCAGGAGAUGGGAUGGGGUCAGCACAGGCACCCGCCCCUUCCCCCAGCAGCAGGCUGGCCCAGCCUGGCCCUGUGCCCCUCCCCUGCACCAGCACUGCCCUGCAGGUAGGCAGUGACUGGUAGUUCCUGACCACAGCCCAUGUUCUGGGUCCCUGGGUCCUUUACCCAGGCUUCCCGCUACUGCUGCCCUCUAGUGAGGGUGCUGAGUGGGGGCCAGGGGAGGGCCUUGGCAGCAUAGGAUAGGGCCAGGCUUGUCUCUGCGAAAGCAGAGUGGAGGGCGGGUUUGGAGGCUGGUGCCCCCUGGUCCAGGCCAGUGGCUCAGCCUGGGAGGUAGGGGCGGGAGGAGGUUGCCCAAGGGAGGCAGAACCUUGGGGUGCAAGGUAAUGAGCGGAGGCCCUCUUCCCUGCGACCUGCAGUGCUGAGAGAGGCCACGUGGGAGCAGCAGAGGGUAGGAACAGAGAUGGGAGGUGGAGGUUACACCAGGUCCUAGGAGGCGGCAGUCCCCGGCCGCUCCAGCUGGGCCAGUUGGCUUGUCACAACCUUGGCCAAGGCUCGUGCGGGCCCACUUCUGCAUCUGUCUCUGCUAAGAGGGCCUUGAGUCAUCCCCCGGUCUCAGGAGCACAGGCCGUCCAGCUGGCUCUGACCGCCAGGGUCAGAAGCGAAGCUUCCCCACACCAUUAGACUUGCCAUUGGCUGAGGGUCCUGGGCAGAGGUGGGAAAGCUGAGCGGUAGGGGCAGGUGCAGUCUGGAAGGCUUCCUGGAGGAGGCAGUCUUGCACGAUGGGGCACAUUCAAAGGAACAGCGAUGAGAGUGAGGGGUUGGGGGGGUUCUCCCUGGAGUGGUACCCCAGAGACUAAAGGAGGGGGAUGGGGUCAGUGCUUGCCCUUCCAGGCCCCAUCCCCCUGCUUCCCCACUGGCUUCCCGCUCAGGGCAGGGUGGGGCUGAGGGCUGGCCCUUUGGCCACUGGGCAGGUACUUUCCUCUCUGCAGAUGAGGUAAGGCAGGGCUGGCGCUUCCACCCACCUGAGUCCUCAGUGCUGGGCCCGGCACGAGCCCGUGGGUGACAGGGUGGUUUCCUUGUCGAGGCAGCCCGGGCCUGUGGGAGCAGGCACACCAGGGCCCAGGAGGGCAGGAGCAGCUUCACAGCUCCGGGGCCAUAACUGAAAGGCUAGGUCAAAUUCUCAGAGAUGUGAUUGGUCAGGGCGGAUAUUCCAGGCAGAGGAACAGCCUGGGCAAAGGCUCAGAGAAAGAAGUGCAGUCCGGUCUGAGGAAUAGUGAAGCUCCUGGUCCACCAGCCAGUGGCGGUUAAGCUUCAUCCUAAAAGAGUAAAACAUGGCCUCCCUCUGGCUUCCCCACCCUACACUUACUUGUCCCUCCAGGUUGGGACCGAGAGUUGCCCCCACCCAUCCCCAGCAGGAGAAGGGGUGCACUGUCUGUGGCCCUGGCCCCAGACAUCUGGCAUUCCCAGUGCCAGGGACAGGCCAGGCUGGGAAGCCCCGACACCUGACGGGUUUUCCCAGGGGCCUGUAGGGAGUCAGGGGCACUGUUGGGCCUGUGUGAGGCAGAAGGUCCCAGAGCCCCACAUAGACUCCCUUUAGAGACCUCAAAGGCAGGGACCACCGCCUUGGGAAGUGGUCUCCCCAAACCACAGUCCCAAGGCAUCAGAAGCCAAUGUCCAGUCCCCUACCCUUUGUACUGGUCAGGGCCUGAGGGACAGAAAUCCAGGGAAUUAGAAACACAGGGAUGAGAGAAUCGAGAAGCCAAAUAGCUGGUGAGGAUACCAUAGGACCCCAGCAACAGCCCUGGGCUGAGGGACAGAGGAAGGAGGGUGCCAGAGCCAGGCCCAGGCGCUCACAAAAGUGGGAACCUCACAGCAGAAACUGUGCAGGCCCAAGAUGGGCGAAGCACCUGCUUCUCCUGCCCUCCGACCUCCCACUAGGGCCUCCCAUUAGCUGAACACAGUGGGGAGCAAAGGGCUGAGGGGCCAAUACAGCACAGUGAGGAGCAGGGCCCAGAUACCUCUCCCGGGUUGCACGCUAGACUGCAUCUCCCAGUGCCCCUUGCACUGGGGUGGUCACGUGACUGAGUUCUCCUCGUGCAAAGGGAGCAGAAAAGUACAGGGCACUUGCAGGCCUGAGCCAUAACACUCCACCCGCAUCCUUCCAAGAUCUUUCUGUUGCAAGGGUGGCUCUGGACCCCGUGCCAACCUGGGUCCCCAGCAUGUGGCAGGGAACCCUCUCCCUCCCUCACUGACCUGUUCACCCAUCCAGUACUACUACCGGAACAAGAAACAAACUUGGGAUUAAACCAUAAUACAUUUUUGGGUCUGUUUGUUGCAGUAGUUGGUUUCUCUGUAAUGCCAGAGGCAGGAGUGAGAAAAGGGCCUUACAAUACUGUGGGCACAAGGUUUUUAAAAACUGAAAGAUAGGCCAAUGUUCGGGGCGCCUGGGUGGCUCAGUCGUUAAGCGUCUGCCUUCGGCUCAGGUCAUGAUCCCAGCGUCCCAGGAUCGAGCCCCGCAUCGGG
This is a messenger RNA of Zalophus californianus (California sea lion), 5874 nucleotides long. It is a transcript of the gene SUSD2, whose product is annotated as sushi domain containing 2. Bases 8 to 2503 code for a protein of 831 amino acids. The record is from RefSeq and is a predicted model, not a curated record. Lineage: Eukaryota; Metazoa; Chordata; Mammalia; Carnivora; Otariidae. The transcript is spliced from 15 exons.